This is a messenger RNA of Dioscorea cayenensis subsp. rotundata (Guinea yam), 3236 nucleotides long. Its product is annotated as probable UDP-N-acetylglucosamine--peptide N-acetylglucosaminyltransferase SPINDLY. The transcript is spliced from 18 exons. Gene Ontology annotation, molecular function: protein binding. The coding region runs from base 173 to 2941 and encodes 922 amino acids. NCBI's taxonomy places the organism in Eukaryota, Viridiplantae, Streptophyta, Magnoliopsida, Dioscoreales, Dioscoreaceae. The record is from RefSeq and is a predicted model, not a curated record.
AAAAAAGGGCCCUUUUUUCUUCUCCUCUUUCUCUCUUUGCUGCACCACUCGCGCCCAAAACCCUCGUCUCCAUCCCUCCUCCUCCUCUCGCCCUCCACGCCGGCGCCCCCAUGGGAUCUCCCCCCUGGCUCGCUCCCCAAUAGAACUGUGGAAAGGGUGUUCCCUUUUUUGAAUGGCGCGGAUGGAGCCGAAUGGGUUUGAGAGGGAUGGUGUGGUUUUGGGAAACUUGAAUGGACCCGGGACAUCUUCGAGUGCAAGUGUGGGUUCAGACCAGGCUUCUCCUCCUCGGCAAAGGUUUCAAGGGAAGGAUACUCUUUCAUAUGCCAACAUAUUGCGGUCUAGGAACAAGUUUGCAGAUGCUCUUGUACUUUAUGACAAUGCCCUUGAGAAGGACAGCGGAAACGUAGAUGCUCUCAUUGGAAAGGGGAUUUGCUUGCAAAUGCAGAACAUGCCAAGGCAGGCAUUUGAUUGCUUUUCAGACGCCGCCAGGUUGGACCCAUUGAAUGCAUGCGCCCUUACUCAUAUUGGAGUCCUUUAUAAAGAGGAAGGCCGUCUUUCGGAGGCUGCUCAGUCAUAUGAGAAGGCUUUGAAGGCUGACCCUUCAUUCAAGCCUGCGGCUGAAUGCCUUGCAAUUGUCUUGACUGAUCUGGGCACCAGCUUAAAGCUUUCAGGGAAAACUGAGGAGGGAAUCCAAAAGUACUGUGAAGCUAUAAAAGUUGACAGCCACUAUGCUCCUGCAUAUUACAACCUUGGAGUGGUUUACUCAGAGAUGAUGCAAUAUGAUAUGGCUCUUGGUUGCUAUGAAAAGGCUGCCUUACAAAGGCCAAUGUAUGCAGAAGCUUACUGCAAUAUGGGUGUGAUAUAUAAAAAUCGCGGAGACUUGGAAUCGGCUAUUGCUUGCUAUGAGAGGUGUCUGACGGUUUCUCCAAAUUUUGAGAUUGCUAAAAAUAAUAUGGCAAUUGCUUUGACAGACUUGGGGACAAAGGUUAAACUAGAGGGUGACAUUGACCAAGGUGUGGCUUACUACAAGAAAGCUUUGUAUUAUAAUUGGCACUAUGCUGAUGCAAUGUACAAUCUUGGUGUUGCAUAUGGGGAAAUGCUGAAGUUUGACAUGGCAGUUGUAUUUUAUGAACUCGCACUACACUUCAAUCCUCACUGUGCGGAAGCCUGCAAUAAUUUGGGAGUAAUAUACAAAGACAGGGACAACCUUGACAAAGCUGUGGAGUGCUAUCAAAUGGCUUUAUCUAUUAAGCCAAAUUUUUCUCAAUCUUUAAACAACCUCGGUGUUGUCUAUACUGUUCAGGGAAAAAUGGAUGCUGCGGCAAGUAUGAUUGAGAAAGCCAUUAUUGCAAAUCCUACAUAUGCUGAAGCAUAUAAUAAUUUAGGAGUUCUAUACAGAGAUGCAGGCAAUAUUUCUCUUGCAAUAGAGGCAUAUGAGAGGUGCCUUCAGAUUGAUCCUGAUUCACGUAAUGCAGGGCAGAAUCGAUUGCUGGCUAUGAAUUAUAUAAAUGAAGGAGCAGAUGAUAAACUUUUUGAAGCUCACAGAGAAUGGGGGAGGCGUUUUAUGAAGCUAUUCCCACAGUAUACUAGUUGGGAUAACACAAAAGUUAAGGAACGGCCACUGAUAAUUGGAUAUGUGUCUCCUGAUUAUUUCACUCAUUCUGUAUCAUAUUUCAUAGAAGCACCCCUUCUGUACCAUGAUUAUACAAGAUACAAGGUGGUUGUGUAUUCUGCUGUUGUCAAGGCGGAUGCUAAGACUCAUAAAUUCAGGGACAGAGUCCUGAAAAAAGGUGGCCUUUGGAGAGAUAUAUAUGGGAUAGAUGAGAAGAAAGUUGCAUGCAUGAUCAGAGAUGAUAAAGUUGACAUUCUUGUGGAACUCACUGGCCACACAGCUAAUAAUAGGUUAGGGAUGAUGGCUUGCAGACCAGCUCCAGUUCAGGCAACCUGGAUUGGUUACCCAAAUACAACUGGUUUACCUACAAUUGAUUAUAGAAUCACAGAUUCGCUGGCAGAUCCACCUAAUACAAAGCAGAAGCAUGUUGAAGAAUUGGUACGCCUUCCUGAAUGCUUUCUAUGUUAUACCCCUUCUCCAGAAGCAGGGCCUGUUUUACCAACCCCAGCUCUUGCCAAUGGUUUUAUUACUUUUGGCAGUUUUAACAAUCUGGCCAAGAUAACACCCAAAGUAUUGCAAGUUUGGGCAAAGAUAUUAUGUGCAGUCCCUAACUCUCGAUUGGUAGUUAAAUGUAAGCCCUUUUGUUGCGAUAGUGUCAGACAGAGGUUUCUUUCAACAUUAGAGCAGCUAGGGCUGGAACCAUUGCGUGUUGAUCUUCUGCCUUUAAUUCUUCUCAAUCACGACCACAUGCAAGCAUAUUCCCUGAUGGAUAUCAGCUUGGACACUUUCCCAUAUGCGGGCACAACUACUACAUGUGAAUCUUUGUAUAUGGGAGUUCCAUGUGUCACCAUGGCUGGUGUGGUACAUGCACAUAAUGUUGGUGUCAGCCUUCUCACUAAAGUUGGAUUGGAUCGUUUGGUUGCUCACACAGAGGAUGAGUACGUCCGAUUGGCGAUCCAAUUAGCCUCUGAUAUCCGAGCUCUUUCCGAGUUAAGAAUGACUCUCCGGGAACUAAUGUCGAGAUCUCCUGUCUGUAAUGGGGCAAAAUUUGUUAAUGGACUAGAGUACACCUACCGAAAAUUAUGGCACAGGUAUUGUGAAGGCGAUGUGCCAUCACUAAGGCGCAUGGAGCUACUUCAACCUCAACGAGCCCCCGAGGAUCUUUCUGCGCCAUCCUCUGAACCUGUCGUAACUGUAAACUCAGAAGAAAAUCAUCACAUACAUGUCAAGACGAAUGGUGUAGGUUCGGCAGCAUUAUCCUCCCCGAGCUCCAGCUCUUCUGGCGGCUCAAAUCUGAGAGAAACUUCAGUUGUAGAAGAGCAUAGAUAGAACUCAGAAACAGCAUCACAAUGGCUUCUUCACCUUUUCUGAUCAUCAUCAUGAGUUGAAAAUUUACUGUUGCUAUUGUUUGGUGCCUAUGUAUUGUUACAAAAGAUGGGCAGAAAGUGUUAGCAAGAGUUUUUUUUAGGAGGAAUGCUGCAGCUGCUACCUUGCAUUUCACUGUAAUGUUAAAAUCUAGGCUGAGUUAAUGUAUGGUGUGAUUUUGCCCUCAUUACUUCUGGGUGAAACACUGCCUUUUCAUAUAUAAAUUAGAUCAAAAUAGAAUGACUCAAUUGAGUCUAAA